UCUAGGCAAAAACAAAACUAUGAGCGGGUCGCAAUUAUUCCCAGUUAAUCUAAGCAAUUUGACGGCCAAAGAGCGACACAAUUAUAUCCUCAAUAAUUACGUACUUAACUCUCCAGCAGAGGCGGAAUCCCGUCGCCACAAAAGGGAUAUCGAUGUGAUCCGGGAGAAUCACCGCUUCCUGUGGGAGGAUGAUGAGGUGGAAACCGAUUCCCUUAGCUGGGAGCAACGUUUGGCUCUCCGGUACUACAACAAACUGUUCAAGGAGUAUUGUAUAGCGGAUCUUUCUCGCUACAAGGAGAACAAAAUAGCUUUGCGGUGGCGAACAGAACAGGAGGUGGUCACCGGAAUUGGUCAGUUUCAGUGCGGCAGUCGGCAUUGUGGGGAGCGUGAGAGUUUGCGUAGCUGGGAGGUGAACUUCAAGUACAUCGAAAAAGGAGCCCCCCUUAAUGCCUUGGUUAAGGUGCGCCUUUGUCCCACGCACACGGAUCAGCUUAAUUAUCGUACCAAAAAGAAGGAGUACAAGAAGCAACGACGCAGGGAAAGGGAGGAACGAAAGGCCGAGCGGAAACGUAAACGGCGCAAGCUAAAAGAAGAGCAGGAAAGUUCCACAGAUAGCGAGGGGGAAGAUGUAACUCAAGAACCAGCUAGCGAGUCCUACCCAGAAACCAAUAACCCGACGACUGAAGAAACAACGACAGACGACCAAAUUUGGCUACAACAACCCGAUCUCGGUCAGGAGAAGACCACCAGAGAGCAGGAAUUUGAACGCUAUUUGGAGGAUCUCCUCUUUUAAAAUACAUAGCACAUUUAUUUGGAUUCAACGUAGACACUAGUGCUCUUUUUAUAGUUACUGGCCGCGAGAUGCGUUCGCUUACGAACUAGGAUGUACAUGUACACUCACAUUUAAAGGAUUAUUCACAAGAACUGCGUGUUAAAACCGACACCAAAUCUAAAGUUGAACUGGACAUUAAGGCUGUGACUUUGAUUGAUUGUUGGAAACAUUUACGAAUCGCUACAUUAUAUGCACUAGGUUCCUAGUUCAACCACAAUUUCUGUAUUCAUCGAGUGUGAAUCGGAGGUUACAAAAUACAUUUUCACCUUAUGUUUACGUGCGCUUCUGUGGUCAAAACAAAUUGUUUAAAUCCAGCCACUGAAGCCUUUCUAAAUAUAAAUCGCUCUAGAAUAA
Drosophila eugracilis is the source of this 1186-nucleotide messenger RNA. Its product is annotated as protein FRA10AC1. Lineage: Eukaryota; Metazoa; Arthropoda; Insecta; Diptera; Drosophilidae. Gene Ontology annotation, biological process: dephosphorylation. Gene Ontology annotation, molecular function: phosphatase activity. The transcript has 2 exons. The record is from RefSeq and is a predicted model, not a curated record. Bases 20 to 793 code for a protein of 257 amino acids.